CCCCUUCCCCUGUAUCCUCCUAAUUAAGACAAAACAAUAUCCGGUCCAUUUUCUACUCGGUUUCCAGUGUUUUGGGUGUGUUUACGGUUUAUCGUCGCAUGAAUGAUUGAUUAAAAUAAUUAUAAUAAUAAAACAACUCCCGGAAGUCACCAACACCCAGCACCAGAGUACCACCGAGCCGCUGAUUGAAUGACAGCCGCCUGCUGAACUCCGCGUCGGCUUGGAUGUGCUCAGUCUCCCUGGAGUGCGUGUGGGAGGAGGAGGAAGAAGUUUCUCCCACCCCCCAAAAGGCACGCUCCUUCUUAGACGCGCUAAUACGAGGAAGGAAACAGACGAUGCCUGUCGACCCUCGCGGACGCUGGAUUUGCUAAUUGGCGACAUUAUUCCACUUUAGUCAAGUUCUUCUGCGUGGCCGUGGAGAGAUUGUCGAAUCAGAGGAUGCUCCCACAGGUCAUUCGGAUCCUUUACGUCUUGUCGUUCUGCUUUUUCCAGGGAGGCUUUAUCAGACUGAGCUCCUGUAAGGAGGAGAUAAAGCCCCCCGGCAGGGCACCGCAACUGUCGCCUUCUGACUUCCUGGACAAGCUCAUGGGACGAACAUCGGGAUACGAUGCCCGCAUCAGACCCAACUUCAAAGGCCCGCCCGUGAAUGUCACCUGCAAUAUUUUCAUCAACAGCUUCGGUUCCAUCACGGAAACCACCAUGGACUACAGGCUUAAUGUGUUCCUACGCCAAAAAUGGAACGACCCCCGUCUGGCGUACAGCGAAUACCCGGACGACUCGCUGGAUCUGGAUCCGUCCAUGCUGGACUCCAUCUGGAAGCCCGAUUUGUUUUUUGCCAACGAGAAGGGCGCCAACUUCCACGAGGUCACCACUGACAACAAGCUACUCAGGAUUUUCCAGGAUGGCAGCGUUCUGUACAGCAUCAGGCUUACUCUCAUCCUGUCCUGCCCCAUGGACUUGAAGAAUUUCCCCAUGGACAUUCAGACGUGCACCAUGCAGCUUGAGAGCUUCGGCUACACCAUGAACGACCUGAUCUUCGAGUGGCUUUCUGAGAAUCCCGUCCAAGUAGCCGACGACCUCACCCUGCCCCAGUUUGUGCUUAAAGACGAGAUGGAUUUGGGCUACUGCACUAAGUAUUACAACACAGGUAAAUUCACCUGCAUAGAGGUGAAGUUCCACCUGGAGCGUCAGAUGGGCUACUACUUGAUCCAGAUGUACAUUCCUUCGCUCCUCAUCGUCAUCCUCUCGUGGGUGUCUUUCUGGAUCAACAUGGACGCCGCCCCCGCCAGGGUGGGCCUGGGCAUCACCACUGUGCUCACCAUGACCACGCAGAGCUCCGGCUCGCGGGCCUCCCUGCCAAAGGUGUCCUACGUGAAGGCCAUUGACAUCUGGAUGGCGGUGUGUCUUCUGUUUGUGUUUGCCGCCCUGCUGGAGUACGCAGCGGUCAACUUUGUCUCGAGGCAGCACAAGGAGUUCAUCAGGCUGAGGAAAAAGCAGCGGCAGCAAAGAAUUGACGAGGAGAUGUUGCGGGAGAGCCGCGGAUUCUAUUUCCGGGGUUCCGGCUUGGGCCACUGCCUGCAGUCCAAAGACGGCCCCGCCGUGGAGGGACCCACCGUUUUUGGCCCAUCGCCUCCCGUGACGGUGCACGACGGCGAGUUUCUCCACAAGCGCUUCGUGGACCGGGCCAAGCGCAUCGACACCAUCUCCAGAGCUGUCUUCCCGUUGAGCUUCCUCAUUUUCAACAUCUUCUACUGGGUCACCUACAAAGUGCUGCGACACGAGGACAUUCAUGCCAAUUUGUAAAGAGCUUCCGCCUUUCUACAGACUUUGCCAGGAUUUGCCUCCAUUGCGGCGAGGAGCAGGAGCGUUCCUCUUGGAAUUAGGAAUGAACGCUAAACCCAAGAGCAUCUCUGGGCGCUCGAGAGUGUUCAAAGCCAAAAGAAAAAAAAUUGAACUGACUGGCUUCAGGAUGAAGUUUUUGCCUCUGGUUCGAUUACGCCGGCGGAUCCUUGCCGGUGAUGUCACCAAGUGAGGACUGGUGAGACUUGAGUUUCGACACUUUGUGUGUCUGAAUGUUUUCCAAAAUUCAAACAGCGGUGGCUUUUUCUACACUUUUCGUUCAACAGGCAAGGGUGUCUGAAAAGGGUCUUUCAUAUUUUCAAGUAUUCUGUAAGUGGUGACUUUACCGACUUGUAAUGACAUUAUCUAUAGAUAUAUUGACAGUGUACAAAUUGUAAAAUAAUAAAAGAAGCCGUUGCCAAAACCGCACAAAGCACAAAUAGAUUUUCAUUUUGAGUCAAAAUAAAAUGCUUUUUUUUUUCUGACAGGAUGAUUGAAUUCCUUUUAAAUCAAAUAAAUUAAUUAAUCCAUCACAUUUGCACUUAUAUACAGUGAUUUACCACAUAUCUGUGUUUUGGCAUUUGCAAAUUCACUUUUUUUUAAGCUAUCCUCUUUUAUUUGCCCAAAACUUAACUUAUUUUCUGUUUUAAGUGUUUUCUGCCAUCUGUGUACUAAGGAACUGUGUUGAAGGGAGUUGAGGAGUUGCAUUUGGAGUAAAGUGGUGGUUUGCUCCCAUCUUGUGGCAUCUUGAGUCCAAGUAAUGAUGUUGAAGUGGAUUGAGGAUCUUCCUUUAGACAAAAGUUGUGUUUUGCUACCUUCUUGGAAUCUCCAGGCAAUUAUAAGCCCAGUUCCAUGCAGAUUUUUGGUAUUUGUGGCAGCGCUUGUUCCCUAUCUCCAAUGAAUAGCUGGGGUUGACUGCAGUUCAAUUUCCCCGUGCGAUCAGGUCCAAUUUUCACUUAAGUGAUCAUUAAGAAUUUUGUUGAUUGUUUGGAAUUGAUUAAAAAUGGAGUGAACAACUUGGUUGUUCAUGAUUCAGUUGUGAAGAGACAUGUAAAAAAAUGUUGACAUUUCAAUGUUCAUUAUUUCAAAAACCCACCAUUCAUUUCAAUA
Hippocampus comes (tiger tail seahorse) is the source of this 2949-nucleotide messenger RNA. It is a transcript of the gene glra4a, whose product is annotated as glycine receptor, alpha 4a. Gene Ontology annotation, cellular component: plasma membrane. Gene Ontology annotation, biological process: monoatomic ion transmembrane transport. The record is from RefSeq and is a predicted model, not a curated record. Gene Ontology annotation, molecular function: glycine binding; transmembrane signaling receptor activity; transmitter-gated monoatomic ion channel activity. The transcript is spliced from 9 exons. Bases 439 to 1803 code for a protein of 454 amino acids. NCBI's taxonomy places the organism in Eukaryota, Metazoa, Chordata, Actinopteri, Syngnathiformes, Syngnathidae.